This is a messenger RNA of Vespa crabro (European hornet), 5085 nucleotides long. RefSeq names its product guanylate cyclase 32E. The record is from RefSeq and is a predicted model, not a curated record. Bases 654 to 4547 code for a protein of 1297 amino acids. Gene Ontology annotation, molecular function: protein kinase activity; peptide receptor activity; ATP binding. Gene Ontology annotation, biological process: intracellular signal transduction; cGMP biosynthetic process; protein phosphorylation. NCBI's taxonomy places the organism in Eukaryota, Metazoa, Arthropoda, Insecta, Hymenoptera, Vespidae. The transcript has 23 exons.
ACGACGACGACGACGACGACGACGACGACGACGACGACGGACGACGACGACGACGAUGACGACGACAACGAGGAAGGCCGAGAACGAGUAAAAGAAAAGGAAAGAGGCUACGAGUGAGUGCGAGGGAGAGGAGGAUAAAGAGUAGAGGAGGACGAACGAGGUAUAGAAGUCAGUCAGUCAGUCAGUCUGGCCGCGCACGCUUCUGAUUCACUACUCUCGAGUGCUCUCGAGUGCUUUUGCCAUGAGAUUUUUCUAAACCUCGCGCUUGUUACUGAUACAUUGCUUUAUCUUUUUUUUUCCUGAACAACCGAGAAAAAAAGAGAUAAACGGAAAGAAGAAGAAGAGAGAGAUAGAGAGAGAGAGAGAGAGAGAGAGAGAGAGAAAGAGAGAGAGAGAGAGAGAGAGAGAAAGAGAGAGACAGAGAGAGACAGAGAGAGAGAGAGAGAGAGAGAGAGAGAGAGAGAAGGUAAUAAUAAAUCAACGGACGAUCGACUAGCACAGUGAAAACGAGAAGCUCGGUCUUGUUACUUGGCACCGUCAAAGGAUUUUUUAAGAUUCCCGCGCGUUUCGUCGAAACGGCGACUUUCGACGUUCUUUCGGUCUAUAUCAAAAAGAAGCGAGAAAAAGCAAGUGUCUAGAUUCCGUGACUGGGCAUGCUACUGAGAAACGUGGAGAGAGCGUGUCUCUUAUUGACAGCGAUCCACGUUUUGUUCGGCAGAGGUGUCAAUGCGGAGACAUUCACCCUUGGAUACAUCACCGGUUCGAAACGACGUCCAGGGGAUGGAGAAUACGAGCGUCCGGGUGUUCGGAUAUCCGGCGCCAUCACUCUCGCUGUCGAAGAGGUGAAUGCGGGAGAACUCGGCAGACAAGGUCAUAAGCUCGAUUUUUUGGUCGCUGAGACGUAUGGCGACGAGGAAACCAGCAUAUUGAUGACAGCUGAUCUCUGGAGAAAGAAUGUCAGUGCUUACAUCGGUCCACAAGAGAGUUGCAUUCACGAAGGGAAAAUGGCUGCUGCGUUCAAUCUCCCAAUGAUAUCAUACUUCUGCACGCAUCACGAAACCUCCGAUAAAAAUAAAUUCCCAACCUUCGUUAGGACUCGGCCACCCGACACACAGAUAUCAAAAUCUGUGGUUUCCGUUUUAAAAGCUUUCAAUUGGAUGAAGGUAACGUUCAUGUAUAUGAACUCGUCAUUGGUCGAUUUCAGUAAAAUGUCAACCAUCGGAACAACGAUCCUGUCGUCUUUCGAAAAUAAUGGAAUUACAGUUAAUUUCCUUCGUUGUUGGAAGGAUCCUUAUUAUUUAAUGAAAAAUGUGGAGAAUCCGUUUAAUGAAAUUGUCAAAGAAACUUAUCGGGAGACUCGAAUUUACGUGAUUCUAGGAAAUCACGACGAGCACAUGGGUCUCCUGAUGGCACUCGACAAAAGAAAGCUCUUGGAAAAAGGAGAAUACUGGGUAGUUGGGAUUAACUUCGAUCAAUACGAUGAACAGAAGCCAGACAAAUAUCUUCGUGGAUUAUAUCAGGAUAGAAUAAAGGAUUAUUCUGUACUUAAAGCUUAUCGCAAUUACUUCAGCAUUGUUGCAUCAGCGCCGAUUGAUUUCGACAAUUUCACGAAACUAAUCAAUGAUUAUAGGCAGAAACCACCCUUUAACUUCACCAAUCCAUUGUUGAUGUUAAGGGUUAAUGGAUUAGUUCAGAUAGUGCCGGAGACGGCUUACCUUUAUGAUGCUGUACAUCUUUAUGAAAUGACACUGUUAAAAGCAUUAAAUGAAAGUCGUAAUCCACGAAAUGGAAAAGAAAUGGUAACUGCCCUACACGGAGUUCAUUAUCGCAGUGCUAUGGGUUACAUGGUGUACAUGGACGAGAAUGGAGAUGCCGAAGGUAAUUAUACGUUAAUUGCUUUGGAUAAUCAGACUGACAAAGGUUAUGGUCUUUAUCCUAUCGCAUAUUUCGUUGGUAAAGAAGAAGGAUCAAAUUUACCUAAGCUUCGAUUGAUACGAGAAAUUUCUUGGGUCGGUGAUGGUCCACCUAUCUCGGAACCAUAUUGCGGAUAUCAUGGUGAAAAAUGCAAGUCUUACACGAUCGAGAUAAUAGGUGGUAUAGCAGGUGGAUUACUAUUAAUCAUUGUCGCAGUACUAUUAAUUCUAUAUAGAAAUUGGAAAUACGAGCAAGAGUUAGAUUCGUUACUUUGGAAAGUAAACUAUAAGGAUAUUCAGAUCAAAGAGGCAAAGGAUGAAAACGGAGCAUCUAACGAGAUCUCAGUCAAAUGUAAUUCCAAGACGACGCAACCGAUAGUGAGAACGAGUCAGGUAUCCUUGAGCUCGAAUCCUGAUGCCGAUUUUCGCUAUUCCAUGAUUUAUACACAAAUUGGAGUUUACAAAGGACGAAUCUUUGCCAUUAAAAAAAUAAGAAAGAAAUCAAUCGAGAUUACACGAGAGAUGAAGAAGGAAUUGAAAAUAAUGCGAGAUUUGAGACACGAUAAUUUAAAUGCAUUUAUCGGUGCUUGUACCGAUCCUCCAAAUAUAUGCAUCGUCGUUGACUAUUGUGCACGAGGCAGCUUGAAGAUAUUUUUUCAGGAUAUUUUAGAAAACGAGGAUAUAAAGCUCGAUAACAUGUUCAUGGCAUCGCUGGUCGGUGACAUUAUAAGGGGCAUGAUUUAUCUUCACGAGUCUGUCAUAAAAUAUCACGGAUCGCUCAGCACGUCAAACUGCCUCGUGGAUUCUCGUUGGGUCGUAAAGCUGUCGGAUUUUGGGCUUCGCGAAUUUAAACGAGACGCCGAAUGUGAGCCAAGUGACGUUAUGAAAAAAUACCACGGAUUAUUGUAUAGAGCACCAGAAUUAUUACGUUCAACUGGUCUCGAUGAACCAUCAGCGAGAGAUUUUCAAAGAGGAGACGUAUAUUCCUUCGCUAUAGUUCUUUACGAGCUUCAAGGUCGCCAUGGUCCUUUCGGUAUAACUCAAUCAUCUACUCCUGAAAUUUUGAAGAAAAUAAUAACGAGAAACACAACAAAUCCACCAUACAGACCACCGUUGGAACAGCUAGAGAACACUUUUGAUUUUGUACGUGACUGUUUGUUGGAAUGCUGGGCUGAAGAUCCAGAAAAUCGGCCGGAUUUUAAGAUCAUAAGGAACAAAUUAAGACCUCUGCGAAAGGGCAUGAAACCGAACAUAUUCGAUAAUAUGAUGGCAAUGAUGGAAAAAUAUGCAAAUAAUCUCGAAGCUCUUGUGGACGAACGAACUGAUCAAUUGACAGAAGAAAAAAAAAAAACAGAUGCAUUGUUGUAUGAGAUGCUUCCGAAAUACGUGGCCGAACAAUUAAAACGUGGAAACAAAGUGGAAGCUGAAAGUUUCGAUUGUGUCACGAUUUAUUUCAGUGAUAUCGUUGGAUUUACUUCAAUGUCAGCCGAAAGUACACCCUUACAGGUGGUGGAUUUCUUAAACGACCUAUAUACGUGUUUCGAUUCAACAAUAGAAAAUUACGACGUUUACAAAGUCGAAACUAUCGGCGAUGCUUACAUGGUUGUAAGUGGAUUGCCGAUAAGAAACGGCAUUCAUCAUUCUGCAGAAAUUGCCAGUAUGUCCUUGUGCCUCUUAGAUGCUAUCAAGCAAUUCACGAUACGUCAUAGACCUUUGGAUAAAUUGCAACUUCGAAUAGGAAUUCAUUCGGGUCCUGUUUGUGCUGGAGUCGUGGGUUUAAAAAUGCCACGAUAUUGUCUAUUUGGUGACACUGUAAACACAGCCAGUCGUAUGGAAUCAACAGGAUCUCCAUUAAAAAUUCAUUGUAGUAGCGAAACGAAGAAGUUGUUGGACGAGCUAGGUGGAUUUAGUCUAAUUGAACGCGGUGUAGUUUCCAUGAAAGGUAAAGGAGAUCGAUUGACCUACUGGCUGAUAGGUGAGGAUCCAGUGUCACGAGAAGAACGUUGGAAAGAAAGAACAAAUCGUAAAAAUGCAACGAACGGUAAAUGUACGAAUACAAUCGAUCCACUCGUACCACGAAGUUCAUUAAAGAACAAAUCUCUUAUGAGUUCGACAUUCAUGAGGUGUUCAAGUGAGUCACCAAAACGUUUACGUUUUGCUAGCUCUGAUCAGCUGGAUCAAAAGUGUAUAAGAACGAGCAAUCAAUUGGAAUCGAUCGUCGACAAUAGUCCCUGUAAACCAAAAUUAUCAUCCUCGUCUUUAAUGAAGGCCGCUUGUAUAGAAAACUGGAGAUCGAAUAGCAAUUCUUGUCCAUGUGUAGAGAAACUUUGUGAAAGUCAAUCGGAUCUUUUGCAACAUCCACUUGAUCCAAGUAAAAAGAAACUAAACGAUCUUCAAUUAGAUAAUAGUUUCCUUUUCGACAAUGAUUCUUAUCUUUUAAGAGCUGGCAUGAAAAAUCUUCGAUUUGGUACAUCAGCGAUAUUUCAAGUAACUUGUAGAUCAGCACCGAGCAGUCCUAAACAUAGUUCGAUUAUCUUAAACGCACAAAAAAGAGCGACUCAAUCGACUGAAGAUAUCGAUGGAUGGGAAGUGAAUGCUCCGUUAAUUUGUCACCAUGGUAAUAGGAUCGAUUGAAGAAAAUGAAUUAUUUUUCUUUUUUUUUUUUCUUUUUCUUUUUUUCGAGCUUUAGAUUUUUAUUCAUUGUGACAUUUUAUGUAGGUAAUUUGAAGUUCUGUCCUUAAGAUAUAAAAACGAAAGAUGAAUGAUUUUUACGACAGCUGAAAUUAUUUACUAUUUUCAUUUAUUUGUCGUAUGUUUGUGUAAUAAGUAAAUGUUACUUUAAAAUUUUUCUUAAAGGAACUAGGGAAAUUUGGAAUUUAAAAUGUUGGCACGCGUUAAAUUAUUCGUAACAAGGCCGCAAAUGAAUUUCUUUUUACGGUAUUGAUUAUAAUAUUAUAAAAUAAGAAAAUCCAUUGAGAAUCAUUCCAGCUUGUAAUAUCAGCGCUUCAACGUAAUGAAUCAAACUAUAUAAAAUCUAAUUUUACCAUAAUUCCAAUCGAAUGGAUGAAGGUUUUCAAAAAUCCCGGAGAUAUUUCUUUUCCUUAGGUUUCCCUUUAUUAAUUAUACCUGAAAAAUUGAAGAUCAAAAUAAAAUUAACAACAUUAACGUUAAG